This is a messenger RNA of Phytophthora nicotianae INRA-310, 339 nucleotides long. RefSeq lists its product as hypothetical. Lineage: Eukaryota; Oomycota; Peronosporomycetes; Peronosporales; Peronosporaceae. The record is from RefSeq and is a predicted model, not a curated record. The annotation marks the transcript as partial. The transcript has a single exon.
AUGGAGAAGGAUCCAGAGCCUACACGUGCAGAGAUCCGAAAGUGGCCUCAAGAGCUCAAGGACAUGCGAAAGGUUGAGCUCCAUCGCAAGCGGAUGUUGCGCUUUCGAGGCCGACGUGCAGACCAGAAGAAGAACAUGCACGAGGAGUGUCGUCGUCUGGAACAGGAACUGGAGCAGCGCCUCACCGGUUUGAGUCGAAACGGUGACUGUACCGGUCGUGGGAGGACAGUCCAAGUCCAGCAUCAGAUGCAGCAACUUGUAUUAGAGCGCGAAUGUCUUCGAGAAGAGAGCGAAACGUUGCGUCAAGAACUUGCACGAUACCAGAAAUUUACGCAACUC